This is a messenger RNA of Cololabis saira (Pacific saury), 7368 nucleotides long. It is a transcript of the gene itgb4, whose product is annotated as integrin, beta 4. The transcript has 42 exons. Gene Ontology annotation, cellular component: integrin complex; focal adhesion; cell surface. Gene Ontology annotation, biological process: integrin-mediated signaling pathway; cell communication; cell adhesion mediated by integrin. The coding region runs from base 374 to 6214 and encodes 1946 amino acids. The record is from RefSeq and is a predicted model, not a curated record. Lineage: Eukaryota; Metazoa; Chordata; Actinopteri; Beloniformes; Belonidae. Gene Ontology annotation, molecular function: integrin binding.
GCUCGCAGUCAUAUCCACUCAUUUGCUCUGACUCUCACUGGGUCUCGUAUCUCUCCACUGCACACACUUAAAAACACUUGCUCUCGGCGGUGGACUCGCACGUCUGACCGAGCAGCUCAGAGGACGGCGGGUCAAUAUUUGACCAGUAGGGAAGAAACAAGGAAACAAAAGAAGAAAAAACUGGAAAACUUUCUGCCUCUUUUUCAGAGGAGACUUUGAACUCGGACGGGGUGAAGAAAAAGUUGCUUUUUGGUUUUGUUUUUUUCUCUCAAAGCAAGUGGAUACCAACCUAGAAAGGAAAUAGCUUUUCUUUCUUAUUUAUUGUUGGACUUUUGGACUUGGACUUGGGCGAGAGCACACACGGAGGAAGGAGAUGGGGAGAUGGACGUGGCAUCUCUCGGUGGGGAUUGGCGUUUUCGUCGUCCUCUUCGCCUGCUGUCAUGCUGAAGCCAACUACUGCUUCGCCUCCAGGGCCAAAAGCUGCUCGGAGUGUCUGCAGGUGGGGAAAGGCUGCGCCUACUGUCCCGAUGAGACCUUCAGCGGGCCUCGCUGUGACUUUUAUGACAACAUACUGGCACAUGGCUGCGGUGCUGCGACUGUCAUCACAGCUAAAAGCAGCAUGAUGGUGGAGAAAAGUCAAAAGAUCGACAUGAACUUGCAGCAGUCUCAGGUGUCGCCCCAGCAGGUGAGCAUGACGUUUCUGCCGGGAGAGGAGAAGAUGAUGGACGUGGAGGUCUUUGCUCCAACCAAAGGACCUCUGGACCUUUAUAUUCUCAUGGACUUCUCAAACUCUAUGAAGGAUGAUUUGAGCAACUUGAAGAACAUGGGCAAAGAGCUGGCUGUGCUGGUGGAAAAGCUGUCGCAUGACCAUACCAUUGGAUUUGGAAAGUUUGUGGACAAAGUGAUCGAGCCCCAGACUGACAUGAGACCCUCUAAACUCGCCCAGCCAUGGCCCGACAGCGACCCUCCAUUCUCCUUCAAAAACGUCAUCACGCUGACAAGUGAUCUGGACUUCUUCACCAGUGAGCUCCAGAAGGAGAGGAUAUCUGGGAACCUGGAUGCUCCUGAAGGGGGGUUUGAUGCCAUCUUGCAGGCUGCAGUGUGUGGGGAUAAAAUCGGCUGGCGCAAACACAGCACGCACCUCUUAGUUUUCUCCACCGAAUCAGCCUUCCACUACGAGUCAGACGGCGCCAACGUGUUGUCGGGCAUUCUGCCGCGUAACGACGAGCAGUGCCACCUGGACGCGGAUGGAACCUACACAAAGGCGACGCUGCAGGAUUACCCCUCAAUACCCACACUGGUCCGUCUACUGGGGAAACACAACAUCAUCCCCAUCUUCGCUGUGACCAACCACUCCUACACGUUCUAUGAGAGACUCCAGAAAUAUUUCCCCAUCGCUGAGGUUGGUCUGCUUCAGGAAGACUCAUCCAAUAUCCUGCAGGUCAUGGAAACUGCCUUUGAGAGUAUCCGCUCCAAGAUCAGCAUUCGUGCGGAGGAGAGACCGAAGGCCUUCGAGGCACAGUUCUUGACCAUGAGCGGGAAGGUUGCACAGUAUGGCGACUUUGACUUCAAGCCUGGAGAAAUUGGCAACUUCAAGAUGAGACUCAAGGCCCAACGAACCAUUGAUGAGACUCUGGUCUGUCAGAUGGAUCCAGCUGAUACAGCGGGAACAAUGAGAGUCAAACCCACAACCUUCAAUGCUGCCGUCAACGUGAAGGCCUCGAUCCUCUGUCCGACCUGCGACUGUGAAAAGACUCCUCUCCCUAAAGCUGAUAGAUGCCAUGGAAACGGAGACUUGGUGUGUGGGAGUUGCCAGUGCUUCGACGGCUGGCUGGGUAAUUUCUGUAACUGCUCAGCGAGUGCUUCAGCCCUGGACACCAACCAGUGCAUGGCACCUGGCAUUGUGCAGCCCUGCUCGGGCCGUGGAGACUGUCUGGCAUGUGGAACCUGUGUGUGCUACAACCCAGAUCAGUUUGAAGGACCUUUCUGUCAGUACGACAAGAGCCAGUGCCAAAGAGUUAGCGGUUUCCUCUGCAACGAUCGUGGCUCUUGCGUCAUGGGCCAGUGCGCCUGUACCGAGGGUUGGGAGGGCAACGCCUGCGACUGUCCCAAGAGCAACCAGACCUGUGUGGACAGCAAGGGGGGGAUCUGCAGCGGGCGAGGUCAAUGCGUGUGCGGCCGCUGCACGUGUCCAGACUCCGGUAUCGAGCUGUCUUCAACCUGCGAGCCAAACUUUCAGUACCAAUUAGGAGUGUGUGAGAGCACGAGGAGUUGCGCCCAGUGUAAGGCGUGGAAGACGGGCGAGAAGAAGGAUGAAGAAGUGUGCAACAAGUGCCCCUUCAGAGUUGUGAUGGUGGAUGAACUCAAAGAGCGGGAAAAAGUGCUUGAUUCGUGCAGUUUCCGUGACGAAGACGACGACUGCACGUACCGCUACACUGUGGAGACGGACAAAGAUCCCACAGUUAAAGAGCUGCUGAUCCAGAUGCUGGAAAAGAAAGACUGUCCAGCUGCAAGUCUCCUGUGGUUGCUGCCCCUCCUCCUGUUCCUCCUGUUACUCCUGGCGCUCCUCCUGCUCUGCUGCUGGAAGUACUGCGCCUGCUGCAAAAGCUGCUGGCAGAGCUGCCUUGCCCUGCUGCCUUGCUGUAGGAGGGGUCGCACAGUUGGCUUCAAGGAAGACGAGUAUUUGCUUCGUAAGUCUCUGCUCACCUCAGACCAUUUGGAUACACCAAUGGUGAGAGCCGGCCCGCCCAAAGGAACCGAUGUGGUCCGCUGGAAGGUCAAAGACAACGUGCACCGCGGACCCAAUCACCCUCAGGCUCUGAUCAAGCCGAACCCUAAGGAGAUAAUCCAGUUCCCCAUCUCCCUUCGACUAAACAGACUGUUCUCUGAGAACUUAACUCACGCUGAAUCCAGAGAUGGUGAACAACUCCGCAGGGAAGUGGCUGAUAAUCUAAAUCAAGUGUAUAAGAACAUUCCCGGCGCACAGAUGGUGCAACAGACAUCGUUCAGAACGCAGAGAAAUGCAGGCAAAAGGCAGGACUACGUCAUCAUGGACACGGUCUUACCUGCGCCUUACAGCAGAUACCCAGAUAUAGUCAAACUCACGGAGAAGAAUGUCCAGUCGGGCAACUUCCAUGACCUCAAAGUGGUGCCGGGCUACUACACCGUAGCCUCAGACAGAGAGGCCACGGGAGCCAUCGAGUUCCAGGAGGGCGUGGAGUCACUGGACGUCCACGUCCCGCUCUUCGUCAAGGAUGAAGAUGAUGACAAGAAGCAGCUGCAGGUGGAAGCCACGGAUGUGCCCCUGGGCAUCGCUGAGAUCGGAAAACGCUUGGUCGACAUCACCAUCAUCAAAGAGCAUGCCAGCAGCGUCUUCUCAUUCCUUCAACCGGCGUACUUUUACAGCAGACAGGAUGGAGUGGCCAACAUCCCGAUCAGCAGAGAGAUCAUUGAGGACGGACGCACACAGGUCACCUACCGUUCACGAGAUCUCACUGCCAAGGACAAGAAGGACUACGUGACGGUGGAAGGAGACCUGACCUACGGUCCCGGUGAGACCCAGAAGACGGUCCCUGUCCGCCUGCUAGAGCUGAGCGAGAAAGAUGGCUUGUUAGAGGAUAAACAGGUCAAACAGUUUGUCAUGGACCUCAGUAACCCACGCCAAGGCGCAAAGCUGGGACGCUACCCAAGAACCACCGUCACCAUCUCUGACCAACCAGAACCGAGUGUGAUGAUGUUCAAGAAGGGCACCCAGAACUUCACCACGUCCGAUCCAACCUACACCAUCCCUGUGGUGCGGACUCGCAACCAGGACAUUCCUGCCACAGUGAAGUGGUGCACCAAAAAGGCUCAGCGCUUCGACCUCUCUGGCCUUCUGAAGUUUGGUCCCGGAGAGACGGAAAAGAACAUUGUGAUCGACCCAAAAGCCCACCCUGGACCGAUCCAGCCAGAGACCUUCAACCUGGAGCUGUUGGACCCAAGCAACAACGCUUCCAUUGGAGAGAGGAGGGCCACCAUUGUCAAUGUCACCGAAGGAGGUCCAAGAUCUCCAGAAAUAGCAAUGAUGCAACAGAAAGGCUUCAUCAAUAAUAUGGCCACCUCCCCUGGCGGUCACCUUCUGCCCCCGGGUAAUCUCAAGGCCAAAGCGACCGGACCUAGAAACAUCCGUCUGAACUGGGACCCGUCACCUGGCAACCCAAUGGGCUACAAGGUGAAGUAUUGGAUCUACGGCGACCCGGAGAAAGACGCACAGGUCUUAGAUGUUAAGACUACUCAAGCUGAGUUGACCAACCUGUACCCUUACUGCGACUACGAGAUGCGAGUGUGCGCCUACAAUUCACUGGGAGACGGCUACGAUACCGACAUGGUUCCCUGUCAAACACUGGAGGACGUGCCUGGUGAACCUGGACGCCUGGCCUUCAACGUCAUCAGUCCAACCGUCACUCAGAUCAGCUGGGCUGAACCUGCGGAGACCAACGGCAACAUCACAGCAUAUGAGGUCAUCUACAUACCCAUCGACGACGAAAUGAAGCCGGAGGGAACGCCUAAGAAAGUGGUUAUUGACAAUCCUAAGAAGCGGAUGCUGUUGAUAGAGAACCUGCAGAUCGCCCAGACGUACCAGUACAAAGUCCGAGCUAAGAACAGUGUGGGCUGGGGCCCCUACAGAGACGCCACCAUCAACUUGGCGUCCCAGCCUGCCAGACCUCUGUCCAUUCCCAUCAUUCCAGAUGUGCCCAUCGUGGACGCCGAGGCAGGAGACGAGUACGACAGCUACCUGAUGUACAGCAGUGAUGUGCUGAAGUCGCCUCCGAGCUCCAAGACCCCCAGCGUCUCUGGUGAUGAUUACGCCAUGAACGGAAAGUGGGACCACAACUUCCUCUUCCCUGGGGGCUCGUCCACGCGCAACAUGUCUGCAUCAUCCUCUCCGAUGUCGACCCUGAGCUCCAACUACAGAGGGGGCGGCGGCUCCUUCACCACCGAGACCACCACCUCCUUCAUAUCGGGACACGGAAGUCUUCGUGGGCAGGACAUGACCGGAGGGGGGUCGCACAUGAUCGGAGGGGGUUCGCACACAACUGACGUCAUCAUGAGGAAGCGUUCAGAGAACAGAGUUUACAUGGAUGAAAACAUCCGGGACUCUAUUGUCAUGGGAGACAUGUCGGGCAAACUCCCAAACCUGGGUGGGCUCGGCUACACUGGGAUGCAGAGCAGCUCUCAGAGCCAGUCCAGCUACGGCCUGUCUCAGGGCCCCAGAACCAGGACCCAGUCCACAGACAUCAACGAAGCCUUAUAUAAUCUGGACAGGGUGCUCUACGAUGCUCGGCUCUCUCCCGGCGUGCCGGACACCCCCAGCAGGCUGGUGUUUUCUGCUCUGGGACCGACUGCCCUCAAAGUCAGCUGGCAGGAGCCCCACUGUGAGAGAAACAUCCUGGGCUACUGCGUCCUGUACCAGCUGCUCAACGGAGGUGAGACGAAGCGCAUCAACGUGACGAACCCGGCGGAGAACUCGGUGAUCAUCCACGAUCUGCUGCCCAACCACUCGUACUUGUUCAAGGUGAAGGCUCAGAGCCAGGAGGGCUGGGGUCCAGAGAGAGAGGGCGUCAUCACCAUCGAGUCGGCCGUGGACCCCAACAGUCCCCUCAGUCCCAUGCCAGGCUCGCCAUUCACCCUGAGUACCCCCAGUGCCCCAGGCCCUCUGGUGUUCACGGCUCUGAGCCCCGACUCCCUGCAGCUCAGCUGGGAGAAACCUCGUAAACCCAACGGCGACAUCCUGGGCUACGUGGUCACCUGUGAGCAGCUACACGACGGAGGGGAUGUGCGUUCUUUCCAGGUGAACGGCGACAAUGCCGAGACCAGUCUGACAGUUCCAAACCUGACUGAGAAUGUCCCCUACAAGUUCAAGGUUCAGGCUCGAACCACUCAGGGCUUCGGUCCCGAGCGGGAGGGGAUCAUCACCAUCGAGUCCCAGGAUGGAGGUGCCUUGUCUCAGUACAACAGCCAGUCAAUGAUGACGAGGGAUGUUUUCCACAUGCCAACAGAAGUCCGGACGCAAACCACCGUAGUCAAUGAUCCUUACUUCUCAGACGGGAUGAUGAUGACCACACAGCACACAGAAACCGGCAGCAUGGUGACCCGGCAGGUCACCCGGGAAGUGGUCCAGAGGGGCGUCGUGGGAGCAUCUACUGUCACAAAGCAGAUGUACUAUCAGUCCUAAGAUCCACAUCCCAGACCUCCGACUGCGACGAGUGUGAAAAUCUCCUAAAAGGAGUCGGCUUCUGAGUGGACUUGCCACAGCGUAUGUUUUUAUGUAUUUCUGUGUGUGGUUAGACGGAGAAGAAGCCGCUCUUUCGUGUCUGUUACAAACUGCGGCCACUUUUCACUGUGAGCACGCUUCAUAUGAACAUUUAUCUUUCUCUCCAUUAAGCACGUAGCUUGGUGUUUGACUCCACUCCCUCCGCGAGCUCCCAUCUGCUGACACACACCAGGUUUUAAAAAGUAAUCUGGGGGUCGGCCAUCCAACUUCUCCAAUGUGCUCCUCAGAUGGGUUUCAUUUGUUUGUACUAUUUCAGCUCAAGCUCUUCAAAUACCGACCAAGUUUUACCUGAAAGUUUUCUCUGAAAAGCACCCGAGGCCUUAAAGUUUUCGCUGUAGUUUCUCCGGAGAUGCUUCCCCCGGACGAUCAACAGUGUUCUCCCACUAUUUUUGUGCAUAGGUUUGUAUUAUAUUAAAGUGUGAUGAGGUUUUUUUGUUUUAUUCCCAACAUAUUUAAUACUUUUAAAGGUUUUUACUUUUGCAAACUGACAUUGAGAUGAACUCCAGGUAUUGAGCUGCAUCUGCGAAACGGGUCGCUGCUCAUUUACACGCGGGGUUUCCUGCUGACAAGAAAGGGCGAGAGCUGAUCGAUGCAAAUGAUCCGACUUGUAUUCAGUGGGCCGUGCUUUUGUGUUGUUUUCAGAGGACAUCAAUAUUGAAUCAUGUUGACAUUUCUUAUUUCCUUGGACUGCAUGUCGAAUGCGUUCAGCGUUUCAGGAGGAUCGUUGAGUGAGCAGGGAGGUACGCUGGAGGAACGGUGUGUAAAGACGGAACGAUUGUAUUUGCUGCAAGUGAUACUGUAGUUUAGCUUCACUGAAGUGGUUUUAUCGGUUAAGAGAAUAUUCCUGACAUCCAUCUUCUAGACCUGCUUCAACCUGUUCAGGGUUGCAGAUGCCAUUUGGGUGAAGAGAAUAGUCUUAGUUGGAAAAAGGAUAAGUAAGGUUGCUAAGUACUUUUUAUCAGUUUGUAUGAUUUACUUUUAAAACAGUUGUGCUUUUUUGCAUUGUCUCUUUUUUAUGUCUAUUCUAUUGCACUUAAUAAAGAUUUAUGAUUUGA